GCUUAAAACGCCGACCUAACUGUGGGAAAUUAAGCAUCUGAGUCAAUAGCCUGUUUAAAGACACCGACAGGCAUUAUUUACUUAUCUUUGCUAAUUUGUUUUGUUAAGUGUUUGAUGUUCCACCUUUGUCAGCCGAAGAAAAUGCAGGUCUAUUUAUGCAGAUGUUUUGUCUCUCCCGCCCCUGUCUACACUCUACACCCUCCUGCCAUCAACACAGGGUUCAAAAAGGAAGGAAGGGAGCUUGCCACACAGGUCUCCAUUCGAGUUAAUGUUAAAUCCAUAGUUUGCCUGUGCCUAAAUGGCCAACUUCCUUCCAGCAUUAAAGCGGAGAGAUUCGGAAUACCGCUUUUUCUCUUUUUUUCUUUAUUAAUUUAUUUGUUUAAUAACCUGUAUUGGAAUCACUGAGUCAAUUUAAAUGGACAACAUCUGGUUGGAUGCCGGUGAUCCUUUCCUGCGUGAGAUGCAGACCUCGUGGAGAAACUCCUCGGGUUCUGUGCUGUCUUUUUCUCCGCGUGGGAAGCUGCUGAUGGAGGUGCUGAUGGUGCUCAUGUGUGUCGGCGCAGUGACGGGAAAUAUCCUGGUCAUCAUGAUUGUGGUGGCAACAAAGACAUUCCACUGUGUGACGUCUGUGCUCAUUAUUAAUUUGGCAAUCAGUGACUUCCUGGUUGGCAUUGGUGUCAUGCCAUUUGUGGCCGUUUCUAUCAUGAAUAAUGGAUGGGUGAACUGCACUGAUUUAUGUCUUUACGUGGGUUACACCUCCUCAGUCUACUGCAGUGCGUCAGUCCUAACGCUUGCAGCUAUUGCUUUGGAUCGCUAUUACUCCAUUGUGGACUGUCUGCGCUAUAAUUCACGCUGUACUGCAUGGCGAACUGGUGCAGCUGUACUAUGGAUCUGGUUGCAGGCCAUGCUCACCAGUUGUCCACCUCUCCUAGGGUGGAGCAACAUCAGCUUUGUGAACCCUAUGUAUAGCUGUGCUGUCAACUGGGCUAGCAGUCCUAGCUAUACAGUUUUCAUGGCAGCCCUCUGCUUUCUUCUUCCUGCCAUAGUCAUACUCUUUUGCUAUGUGAAGAUUGUACGAGUGGCCCAGCACCAUGCUCAAAGAAUCCACAGCCUUCAGCAGCACUUUCAGCACAGCAGGGGCCACCAUAUAUCUUCAUCAUUUGAAUCAUCCCACCAGUGUUCAGCCGUGGACCUGGAACUGCAUGACCCAUCCAGGCUUGUGUACUAUGUAAGUGGAAGGUUUGUAUCAGAAUCUCAAUUCAACGUUCCUCAUCCCAGUGGAGAUAUUACUGGCGAACCAACUUCACAACUUGAAGGGAAAAGCAGCUCUAUACUUUCUGGUCGACGUCUGCAUACUUUCCUUGCUCAUCUCCAGAGUGGUAACACACUGCAGAACAGUCAUUCCCAGCAACAUGGCGUUGUGAGACUUUUCAUGGUUAUUGCUGCCUUCUUCCUUUGCUGGACACCAUACAUUGGAGUUGCUCUGGUACAGGCCACUGAGACUGCCCUCUCCCGAUCAGUGAGCCAGGUGCCACCUGCUGCUGUCACUUUCUCAUACUGGCUUGUGCUGUUCAACUCCGACAUCAACCCAUUACUGUAUGCUCUACUCAGCAAGCGAUUCCAGGGUGCAUUGCAGAACCUCAGGAAGAAGAUCCAGGCCAGGUUGGGUAUGGUUCAAAGGGCUGAAGAGGGAAGAACAGAUGGAGAAAGGGGAAGGUUCUCUACUCCCAACAAUGUAAUAACCGGUGUCACCAAUCACCAUCACCAAGAAAAUGGACUGCAUCAAAAUGAGUCUGUGUACUCCUCUGUUUUCACAAUGAAUACAACUUUUCCCAAAAGCUAUAAGCAAGAGGCAAAUGAAGUCCUUCUGCCAGGAAGUAUGUUAUCAUCUUCCUUUUCUACUUCUUCCUCUUCUGUUUCCCUUUGUCACAAGUGCAGCAGAAAUACCCCAGGAAAGUCAGACUGCCUGCAGGUUCCCUCCAAGCCACAAGGGUGGGACAAACUACACAGUAGCUCUGUAAUCAAGGAGAGACAUGCAACAUUUUUUUAUAGCCAGAUAGCAGUACAAGUGGAACAAGAAAUUUGCUGAGCCUUCAUUUGACAGGUUUGACAACAAAAAAGCUGGAAAUGAACUUGCAUGAUACUAACUAUUAUAUUUUAGGGCUUACAAGUGAAUGCAUUGCAUUAGUGCUUCUGUUUUCAUUAAAUGAUAUUUGACUGUAAAUGAUUAAUUAUUUUAAUAGGUUUGUGAAAAUGAAACUGAAAAAGAAAAAAGAUUAUUCAUGUUAUUAGAGAAUAAUGAGAGAAAACAGAAAGUACAUUAUG
Hemibagrus wyckioides is the source of this 2325-nucleotide messenger RNA. RefSeq names its product G-protein coupled receptor 161. Lineage: Eukaryota; Metazoa; Chordata; Actinopteri; Siluriformes; Bagridae. Gene Ontology annotation, cellular component: membrane. The coding region runs from base 416 to 2089 and encodes 557 amino acids. Gene Ontology annotation, biological process: G protein-coupled receptor signaling pathway. Gene Ontology annotation, molecular function: G protein-coupled receptor activity. The record is from RefSeq and is a predicted model, not a curated record. The transcript has 3 exons.